This is a messenger RNA of Cololabis saira (Pacific saury), 1268 nucleotides long. It is a transcript of the gene bbs5, whose product is annotated as Bardet-Biedl syndrome 5. Gene Ontology annotation, molecular function: phosphatidylinositol-3-phosphate binding. Gene Ontology annotation, cellular component: BBSome; ciliary basal body. Gene Ontology annotation, biological process: cilium assembly; intracellular transport. The transcript has 12 exons. Lineage: Eukaryota; Metazoa; Chordata; Actinopteri; Beloniformes; Belonidae. Bases 88 to 1116 code for a protein of 342 amino acids. The record is from RefSeq and is a predicted model, not a curated record.
AUGACGCUGCGCAGCUUCGCAGAUUAGCUUGUCCCGUAUUUACCAGCAUAAACAUUUUGUAACCACAGAGAAUAGCAAAGUGCUGCAAUGUCGUCUGCUUUAGAUGCUCUUUGGGAGGACAGAGACGUCAGAUUCGACAUAACAGCCCAGCAAAUGAAAACCCGUCCAGGAGAGGCGCUGAUAGACUGCCUGGACUCCAUUGAAGACACGAAGGGAAACAAUGGAGAUCGAGGACGACUCCUGGUGACAAACCUGAGGAUCAUUUGGCAUUCUGUGGCUCUGCCAAGAGUCAACUUGUCUGUGGGUUACAACUCGGUUAUUAACAUCACAACAAGAGCAGCGAACUCUAAACUGAGAGGCCAAACUGAAGCUCUCUACAUUUUAACAAAGUCCAACAACACAAGAUUUGAGUUCAUCUUUACAAAUCUGGUUCCGGGAAGUCCAAGACUCUUUACCUCUGUGAUAGCUGUACACAGGGCUUAUGAGACUUCUAAGAUGUACCGGGACCUGAAACUGCGAGCUGCUCUUAUUCAAAACAAGCAGCUUAGACUCUUGCCACGGGAGCAAGUGUAUGAUAAAAUCAAUGGUGUUUGGAAUUUAUCCAGUGAUCAGGGUAACCUUGGAACCUUCUUUAUCACCAACGUCAGGAUUGUGUGGCACGCCAAUAUGAACGAAAGCUUUAAUGUCAGCAUUCCUUACCUCCAGAUUUGGUCAAUCAGAAUAAGAGACUCAAAGUUUGGCCUCGCUUUGGUCAUAGAAAGUUCAAGACAGAGCGGAGGAUAUGUGCUUGGGUUUAAGAUUGAUCCAGUGGAUAAGCUUCAAGAUGCACUCAAAGAAAUCAAUUCCUUGCAUAAAGUGUAUUCUGCCAAUCCAAUCUUUGGAGUGGACUAUGAAAUGGAGGAAAAGCCUCAGCCGUUGGAAGAACUCACAGUGGAACAACUUCCUGAUGAUGUGGAAAUUGAGCCUGACGAACAGACUGAUGCUUUCACUGCAUACUUUGCUGAUGGCAUCAAGCAACAAGACCGCGAACCAGUUUUCUCUGAGGAACUUGGUCUUGCCAUCGAAAAGCUGAAGGAUGGGUUUACGCUUCAGGGGCUGUGGGAAGUCAUGAGCUGAAACAGCAUGAAGCAUUUACAGUAUGUCCUGUAUGUAUAUAUUGUAGCUACAUGUGUAAAAAUAGACUACAUCUUUAUCUAGGUCAAGUUUUUCAGUUUAUAUGUAAAAACAUGUUCUUAAAAAGUAGAAAAUAGAUAUUGUCACAGAGUUUU